Drosophila nasuta is the source of this 5059-nucleotide messenger RNA. RefSeq names its product kinesin-like protein CG14535. The coding region runs from base 299 to 3820 and encodes 1173 amino acids. The record is from RefSeq and is a predicted model, not a curated record. Gene Ontology annotation, molecular function: microtubule binding; ATP binding; microtubule motor activity. Lineage: Eukaryota; Metazoa; Arthropoda; Insecta; Diptera; Drosophilidae. The transcript has 7 exons. Gene Ontology annotation, biological process: microtubule-based movement.
GCCAACGUUGACGGCACGCGUCGAAUGGCGUUCGGCGUUCGCGUCGCGAGUUGUUGUGCUUUGAGAACAAAAUGAAAUUGUGUGUGUUUUUUGUCGUUCAAGCGCAGGCUGAAUUUUGAAGAAUCGUGAAUCGAGCACACUGAAUGAAAUAUAUAAAUCAUGAAUAAGCAAAUCGAAGAAGAAGCCAAAGCGUCGCAGCCAAAGAUGAAAUCAACAACAACCAGAAAUUGCCAGUCAUAAAAAAAGGGAUAGUAAAGGAACCCAAAGUGCUUCCAUCAUAGAAACAAACUCCAUAACCAUGGACACAGAUAACCGCGGACGACAUCCAGCCAUGAACACCAACAUCAGCAGCAGUGGCGCCACCAACAGCAUACCUCGCAAUGGAGGCUUCUGUGGUGCACUGCAGCGUGCCCCUCCCCCAAUGCCCCCUGGCCUGGCCAGACGACUCGCCAGUCGCGAAUGCUACGGCGUGGGCAAAGUGAAAGUCAUGCUACGGGUCGCGGACAAGGCGUCCUCCAUUUCCAACUCCAUCACGAACUCGGGGGAACCCCAUUUUAUGGCGCUGGACAAGAAGAAGCGCCAGGUGACCCUCACAGAUCCCAAGAACGUCUGCGUUCCACAAGCCCAAGAAAGGGCUCCUAUGGUUGCCGCACCCAAGAUGUUUGCAUUCGAUAAUUUGUUCAGUGCAGAGGAUAAACAGUCGGACGUGUGUGCGGCAGCUUUGAGCGAGGUUAUACCUGCGGUACUCGAGGGCUCCGAUGGCUGUCUGCUGGCCAUGGGCUACCCGGGGACUGGGCAACCGCAGACGGUGCUGGGCGAUCUGGGAUCUUCAUCUUCGGGGAUGUGCGCUUUAGGGGCAGCGCCGUGUGCCAUCGCCUGGCUGUACAAGGGCAUCCAGGAGCGACGACAGAAGAGCGGAGCACGGUUCUCGGUGCGUGUGAGUGCCGUUGGCGUUAGCGCGACCAAACCGGAUGCUCUCUCCACGGAUUUGCUCAUCUCGCAUGCCGCUGAAUCUGACGACUCCCCGGGGAUUUAUUUGCGUGACGACUUCCUUGGUGGCCCAACGGAACUACGUGCACCCACCGCCGAGCGUGCGGCCCUCUUCCUCGACUCGGCCCUCGCCGGACGCUUAAAAAGUUCCGGCAACUCCGCUGCCGCUGCCUCCAGCUCCAGCUCCAGUUCCACAACCAAUUCCAACUCUGCAACGAGCUCGAGCUCAUCGACGACGCUGGAGUCCGCCCUCAUCUUUACGCUGCACGUCUACCAAUACAGCUUGUCCCGCAAGGGGGGUGUUGCUGGCGGUCGCAGCCGUUUACAUAUCAUCGACUUGGGCGGCUGUGCCAAUCGCAACGGGGGUCUGCCGCUCUCGGGAAUUGGCAACAUACUGCUGGCCAUAUUGAGUGGCCAGAGGCAUCCGCCACACAAGGACCACCCGCUGACGCCUCUGCUGAAGGAUUGCCUGGCGCCCAUUACCUGCCAUGUGGCAAUUGUCGCACAUGUGCUGCACGCGCAAAGCUAUCAGGAUGCACUCUCCACCAUCCAGAUUGCUUCGCGCAUCCAUCGCCUACGGCGUCGCAAACAUCGUGUUCCCAUGCCCCUUGCUGUUGGUCUCGCUCAGGGCAUGAAUCCUGGAGCGGGUGGCUCUUCAGCUGGUUCGGGGGCGGAUCCAUCAAGCUCGGAGAUCUCAGCAGACACAGUCAUAUACAUGGGACCCCAUGAUGAUGCCACCGACGGCGAACAUCCGCCUGUCUAUUUGCCAUCGUUGAGUGCCGGCGACAAUCGCGGAUUGCUAAGCAAGGCGCUCAAGGGCAGCGGGGCAGAGAAGCCACCAGUUCAAGCACAACCCAAAUCCAACUGUGCCAGUCCAUUGAUGAAGAAGGCCGCCCUCGAAAAGGGUACAUUCUCUUACCUGCCUUCGCAUUCCUCUCCAGCCAAAAAGCAGCAGGCCACGCUGAGCUCCACUGGUAGCCUAAAGCGCCAUAAUAAUUCUGGCAAUGCUGCCACCACCUCCGCCAUGGCAGCACACAGUAGCUUGGUGCAUGAACAGGUGCCACCAGGCUCGCCGCUGCCGCGUCACAUGUGCUCCAAGGCAUCCAAUAUGCCCACGCCAAAGGGAUCGCCACUGAGGCGUCCACACGGUUCGACGCCAGGUGCAGCACUGGAACAGCUCGAGGCGGGCAUGCGAAAGAUUACCGAGGAACAGUGGAUCGAUGGACCGCGUGUCUCGCGCGCCAAAGUGGCGGAAGCGAGGCAUCUGAUGCGUGAGGUGAACCACGUGAAGCAGUGUGAGACCUGGGUGGAUGGCCCGAAGUCAUCUCAGUCGUGUCGUUCACUCACUGCGGGCAAUCUGCCGACGGCCAACCAGACACAGGGCUAUGGCUUCAUGGAUGCGCACAAGAAGACCAUGAUACGUCAGUGGGUGGAGAAUCAGACCACGCAAGUCUUCCAGAACACAGCGUCCGCCAGCAAUUCGCCAACAGCGCUGCACUUGAAGCUAUCGCAACUAAAGCAAAAAUCCCUCGAUUUGCCAGCGGAGCGAACUGCUUUUCAAGCGGAAGCGGAGUUUGAUAGUCUGCCGCUCCUCAUGGGCAGCCAGGAUGUGCCACAGGAUGGCGAUGAUCAGGACAGUGGACCGUCAGAAGUGCCGCCAGCGUUGCCGUUGCUCGAUGACCCCUUGGUGGGCUCCAGGGACAUUUCCCACGACAGUCUGCAUCGCAUGCUGUCGCGUCAUGUGUCGCGCGAGCAGCUUCAGGAGGCGGAGCUGGCUGCUAGUCGCAGCAGCUCGCAGCAUCCGUCGCAGCGCAGCAUUGACUGUGGACUGCAGGUGACGGAGGAGGAAAUCGCACGCACGAUGGCCAGGGAAAGGGAGCGGGACAAGGAGAAGGAUCAAGCGCAUCCCUUGGCGGCUUUGAGUCACUGCGACAACUUGAGCUUUGUGUCCAGCUUCAACAUGGCCUGUGAGUCCUUUAGCGAGUGUGGCGAACGCGCGAGACAUCAAUUCGAUCAGCUGGCGCGUCUACAUGAGAUCUUCACCUCCCAGCUGGCCAUGGCCGAGGUGACGCCCUCGGCGGCACUCUAUCGCACCGAUGUCGGGAGCGUGUUCAGUGAGCCCGCCUUUCGCUUCAACGUCGGACAGAGCAGCGUCUGCAGUGAGCCCGCCUAUCGCCUCACGCCCAGUCCGCCCAAGCAGCCAUCGCACAGUCCCAGUCAGGGCUCGCUGCCCAGCUUGAAUGGCAUCAUGGAGAUUGCGGGCAUGGAUGACUAUGCGCUGCUGCGUCAACCGGACGGCGCCUCGGAUCCCAGUUUGCCCAAGAGCGAGAAACGCUUUGCGCCGCAGCACGACGACAUCAGUGAGCUGGAGGAGAAGUCGAUGGCAACGGCGGGCGGUAGACGUAACUCCCUCGAGGAUGCACAGCACAAACUCAACGAGAUCACCAACAUCUUGCCACUGUCGGCGCAAUCACGACUGCCGCUGCUGCCGUUAAACACCAGCUCGGAGGCUUAUGACAGUGGCCACGAUUCGUCGACGCCGCGCACAUCGAAGCAUUCGGGGAUCUCGAGGCGAGCGGAGAGCGGUUAUCACAGUGUGGCGACGGUACGCGACUCGGAUGAGAGCAGCUUUGCCUCGGGCAUGUCGAAGAAUCAGCGACAUCGCAUCACCAUAUCGGGUGGCAGCCAAGGUGGCAACUAUCAGAGGCAGGGCAAGAAGCGAACGCGUCACGAUGGCAGCGGCGGUGGCAACAAAGGACUCUGCAAUUGGCUCCUCAAUCCCUUCUCCUGCACCUAUCCCGAGACUGAGGGCGAGAUCAGUGAUUUCUAAGUUUGGCAGCGAGAAGACGAAGUUCGCACCCACCAAAAGAUAGACAGAGAGAGAGGAAGAGUAACUAGAGCUAGUCCAGCAUUCAAAUGGCCAAAGAGAUUUACAAACACAAACACACACACACACAUCAUGAUCACAUAUGGAGAACACACUUGCUUUGGUGGAUCUCAACUAUACACAUACAUAUAUAUUGACAGCGACUGAUUAACUUUUACUUGGCGCCGGCAGCCACAAAAACAAAAAUCAAUUUUAAAUCGAUUCGCAAAAGUCGAAGAAUCGGUAAUCGAAUCUAAUCUAACCCAACUACCUAAUUAUACCUUAUAUACCUAUGCUAUCAAUGAGACGCCAUUCACAACACUCAUUCACUCAUUCACUCAAUCACUCACUCAUUCACUCACUAAUACACGCAUAAGUUCAAACGGGGCUUUAAGCAUCUUAAGUUGCCAGCUAGCAUAAUGAGAAAUACAAUUUUAUGACGGGGGCACUCCAGUGACGAACUCAAGUUUUUAACACUGAUAUCAAUUCGUAACAAUUAAGAGCGGCAGAAUUUAAUGAUGCACACGAGUGUCCCCAUUGUAUCUAUAUAUAUAUACAUAAAUAUUUAAAUCAUAUUCCAACUUAAUCAGGCCACAAUCACUAUGUCUUUACAAGCGAAAAAAUAUGAUAAACAAAAUGGAAGUUAAGAGAAGAAGAGAUGCAUUAUAUACAUAUAUAUAUCAUAUAUACAUACAUACAUCUAUAUAUACAUGCAUAUAUAUACAUUAAUAUUACAACAACAACAACAAAAAGAAGCUAUUUAUUGUUUAUUUUGGGUUAUUCGAGAACGAGAACGAAAACGAAAUCAAGAGAAUAGGAGAAGAUGGAAAAUUGUAUGCUAAAUGUUAAAUGUUUGCUUAUUCAAACACUUUAUUGCCAAUUAUAAGUUACAAAAUGUUUAAAUUAAUUGUUAGUUAGCUAAAGUUAUACAUCUACUAAAAGAAACACACAAAUACACACACACAAACACAAAAAACGAAGGGACAACUGCAAGAAGAGCAUGAAGAACAAGAACCACUGACUAUAAACGGUUUUUUCGAUGUAGACAAAUGUUAAACAUACAAUUUUGUUGCCAUUUUUGCCUAAUAAAACUAUGUUACCAAAACAAACGAACGAAACGUAAAAAAUUCAACAAAAAAAUACAAAAAAAAACAACAAGAAAACGAUAUAUAUAUUAUAUGUAUAUUUAUCAGAGAGAGAUAU